Messenger RNA from Pipistrellus kuhlii (Kuhl's pipistrelle), 4969 nucleotides. It is a transcript of the gene TAOK2, whose product is annotated as TAO kinase 2. The record is from RefSeq and is a predicted model, not a curated record. The coding region runs from base 815 to 4549 and encodes 1244 amino acids. The transcript has 16 exons. Lineage: Eukaryota; Metazoa; Chordata; Mammalia; Chiroptera; Vespertilionidae. Gene Ontology annotation, molecular function: ATP binding; protein kinase activity. Gene Ontology annotation, biological process: protein phosphorylation.
GCGCUCCCGCCCGGUCUCCAUCUUGGAAUUGGGAGGAAGAGGGAGAGGGAGACCGGGACGAGACCUGGGUUGUGGUGCGGCGAGAAGCUGAGACCGAAGAGGAGAGGGAGAGAGGGCGCCGGGCUGCCCCUAGCUACCACCUUUCGGCUCCCCGCAGGAGAGAGGGGGAGAAGGGGAGGAGGCCGGGGCGGGAGAGGGGCUGUCACCCUCCGACCCUGACGUGCGAGGGGCCAUUUGGCCGGACGUCCUAGGGGUGGGCGCCCUGUCGGCGGCCGGAGACCUGGGGCUCUGGUGCUUCAGCCCUGGAUUUCCGGGCUUGACCCCUCGUUUCUCAGAGACCCGGGUAUUAGCCCCACAGAUUGCAGGUACCCGCGGCUUGGGUCCCCACCUCUCUAAAGCUGGGGUCUUAUUUUGCAGGGCUUCCUAUAUCUGGGGUUCGGGGCCCUGCGGGCACCAGUAUCCGGGGUUUAUUCCCCACGCGAUCAGAUAUCAGGUUAGCUGCCCCCGUUCCGGUACCUGGGGUUCAGACCCCGCGGGCAGAAACCCGGGACUCCGCAGCUGUCGCCCUCGAGGAGGAGGACUGGACCGCGAGGUCAGGCCGGGCUGUCACCCCUUCCCCUCCCGGGGAGGCUUCCCGGGCCCGCCCCUCGGGGAGGGAGGCAGCCGAGGAGGAGGUGGCGAGGGGAGCGGUCUCCUUGCCCCUCUCCCAGCUUGGCGGAGCCGCUGGAGGACCCCAGGAGGAGUCGGAAGCGCUGGGGCACCAUAGUGACCCCGACCAGGUCAGGCCCCACGCUCAGGGCCCUCAGGGGCCACCAUGCCAGCUGGGAGCCGGGCUGGGAGCCUGAAGGACCCUGAUGUGGCUGAGCUCUUUUUCAAGGAUGACCCUGAAAAGCUCUUCUCUGACCUUCGGGAAAUUGGCCAUGGCAGCUUUGGAGCUGUGUACUUUGCCCGGGAUGUCCGGAAUAAUGAGGUGGUGGCCAUCAAGAAGAUGUCCUACAGUGGGAAGCAGUCUAAUGAGAAGUGGCAGGACAUCAUCAAGGAGGUUCGGUUCCUACAGAAGCUGCGGCAUCCCAAUACCAUUCAGUACCGGGGCUGUUACCUGAGGGAACACACGGCUUGGCUGGUGAUGGAGUAUUGCCUGGGCUCAGCCUCUGACCUUCUAGAAGUGCAUAAGAAGCCCCUCCAGGAGGUGGAGAUUGCAGCUGUGACCCACGGGGCCCUUCAGGGUCUGGCUUAUCUGCAUUCCCACAACAUGAUCCAUAGGGAUGUGAAGGCUGGAAACAUCCUGCUCUCAGAACCGGGCUUGGUGAAGCUGGGGGACUUCGGCUCCGCAUCCAUCAUGGCACCUGCCAACUCCUUUGUGGGCACCCCGUACUGGAUGGCUCCGGAGGUGAUCCUGGCAAUGGAUGAAGGGCAGUAUGACGGCAAGGUGGAUGUCUGGUCACUGGGGAUAACGUGCAUCGAACUGGCGGAACGGAAACCACCACUGUUUAACAUGAAUGCGAUGAGUGCCUUAUACCACAUUGCACAGAAUGAGUCCCCUGUGCUCCAGUCAGGACACUGGUCUGAGUACUUCCGGAAUUUUGUCGAUUCCUGUCUUCAGAAAAUCCCUCAAGACAGACCAACCUCAGAGGUUCUUCUGAAGCACCGCUUUGUGCUCCGGGAGCGGCCACCCACAGUCAUUAUGGACCUGAUUCAGAGGACCAAGGAUGCUGUGCGGGAGCUGGACAACCUGCAGUACCGCAAGAUGAAGAAGAUUCUCUUCCAAGAGGCACCCAAUGGCCCUGGUGCUGAAGCCCCAGAGGAGGAGGAGCCUACGCCCUGUCUGCAGGAGGCGGAGCCCUACAUGCACCGAGCUGGGACGCUGACCAGUCUAGAGAGUAGCCACUCAGUGCCCAGUAUGUCCAUCAGCGCCUCUAGUCAGAGCAGCUCAGUCAACAGCCUAGCAGAUGCUUCAGACAACGAGGAGGAGGAAGAGGAAGAGGAAGAGGAGGAAGAAGAGGAGGAAGGCCCUGAAGCCCGGGAGAUGGCCAUGAUGCAGGAAGGGGAGCACACAGUCACCUCCCACAGUUCCAUCAUCCACCGGCUGCCGGGCUCUGACAACCUAUAUGAUGACCCCUACCAGCCAGAACUGACCCAGGGCCCUCUCCAGCAGCCUGCAGCCCCAGCUCCCACUUCUACCACUUCUUCUGCCCGCCGCCGGGCCUACUGCCGCAACCGGGACCACUUUGCCACCAUCCGCACUGCUUCCCUGGUCAGCCGUCAGAUCCAGGAGCAUGAGCAGGACUCAGCUCUGAGGGAGCAGCUAAGUGGCUAUAAGCGGAUGCGACGGCAGCACCAGAAACAGCUGUUGGCCCUGGAGUCACGACUGAGGGGUGAACGCGAGGAGCAUAGUGCACGGCUGCAGCGAGAACUUGAGGCCCAGCGAGCUGGCUUCGGGGCUGAGGCAGAAAAGCUGUCCCGGCGGCACCAGGCCAUCGGGGAGAAGGAGGCACGAGCUGCCCAGGCUGAGGAACGAAAGUUCCAGCAGCACAUCCUUGGGCAGCAGAAGAAGGAGCUGGCUGCCCUGCUGGAGGCGCAGAAGCGAACCUACAAACUUCGGAAGGAGCAGCUAAAGGAGGAGCUUCAGGAGAACCCCAGCACACCCAAGCGGGAGAAGGCUGAGUGGCUUUUGCGGCAGAAGGAGCAGCUACAGCAGUGCCAGGCGGAAGAGGAGGCAGGGCUGCUACGAAGGCAGCGCCAAUACUUUGAGUUGCAGUGUCGCCAAUAUAAGCGCAAAAUGCUGCUGGCUCGUCAUAGCCUGGACCAGGAUCUGCUGCGAGAGGACUUGAACAAGAAACAAACACAGAAGGACUUGGAGUGUGCAUUGCUGCUGCGGCAGCAUGAGGCCACACGGGAGCUUGAGCUGAGACAGCUCCAGGCUGUCCAGCGCACAAGGGCAGAGCUCACCCGCCUGCAGCACCAGACAGAGCUGGGCAACCAGCUGGAGUACAAUAAGCGGCGUGAGCAAGAGUUGCGGCAGAAGCAUGCAGCCCAGGUUCGCCAGCAGCCCAAGAGCCUCAAAGUACGUGCAGGCCAGCGUCCCCCGGCCCUCCCGCUCCCCAUUCCUGGGGCUCUGGGACCACCCAGCACAGGCACCCCUAGAGAAGAGCAUCCCUGCUCAUCUGGCCAGGAGGCAGUCUUUGACCAAAGAAUUCUGGGAGAGGAGGAGCAAGCAAUUCCAGAGAGAAGGAUUCCGGGAAAGGAAGGGGCCACCUUGGAACCAGAGGAGCAGAGGAUUUUGGGGGAAGAAUCAGGAACCCCUAGUCCCAAUCCACAAAAACAUAGGUGUUUGGUUGGUGAGGAAGUUUGGGGUCUUACUGAGGAGGAGAUAGAGGAGCUAAGAGUCCCAUCCCUGACACCUCAGGAGAGGAACAUUGUGGGCCAGGAGUUGGCUGAGGCGUGGAUGUUGUGGGAGAAGGAGGAUAGGAGCCUCUUGGAUGAGGAAUUUGAGCUUGGCUGGGUCCAGGGCCCAGCUCUGACCCCAGUCCCUGAGGAGGAGGAAGAGGAAGAAGAGGAGGAGGGGGCUCCUUUUAGGACUCCGAGGGAUCCUGGAGAUGGCUGUCCCUCACCAGACAUCCCCCCUGAACCCCCUCCAACAUAUCUGAGACCUGGCCCUGCUAGCCAGCUCCCUGGACUCCUGUCCCAUGGCCUCCUGGCCGGCCUCUCUUUUGCAGUGGGGUCCUCCUCUGGCCUCCUGCCCCUACUACUUCUGCUGCUGCUCCCUCUGCUGGCCGCCCAGGGUGGGGGUGGCUUGCAGGCCUCGCUGCUAGCCCUUGAGGUGGGGCUGGUGGGCCUGGGGGCCUCCUACCUACUUCUUUGUACAGCUCUGCAUCUGCCCCCCAGUCUGUUCUUACUCCUUGCCCAGGCCACUGCACUGGGGGCUAUCCUGGGUCUGAGCUGGUGCCGGGGCCUUAUAGGUGUCCCUCUGGGCCUUGGGGCCGCCUGGCUGCUAGCCUGGCCAGGCCUGGUUCUACCACUGGCAGCUAUGGCAGCUGGGGGCAAAUGGGUGCAGCAGCAGGGACCUCAGAUUCGCCGGGGCAUCUCUCGGCUCUGGUUACGGGCUCUGCUGCGCCUAUCCCCCCUGGCCUUUAGGGCCCUACAGGGUUGUGGGGCUGUGGGGGACCGGGGUCUGUUUGCCCUCUACCCCAAGACCAACAAGGAUGGCUUCCGCAGUCGACUGCCUGUCCCUGGGCCUCGGCGGAGUAAUUCCCGGGCUUCCCGACGCCCACUAGCCCUAUUGGCAAGGUUUUGGGCCCUGUGUAAGGGCUGGAAUGGACACCUGGCACGGGCCAGCCAAGGUUUGGCCUCCCGCUUACCUCCCUGGGCGAUCCACACACUGGCCAGCUGGGGCCUCCUUCGAGUUGAACGGCCCAGCCGUAUUCCCCGACUGCUGCCUCGCAGCCAGCGCAGGCGAGGGCCCCCUGCCUCUCACCAACCACCACCUGGGACUCUAGCUGGGCGCAAGUCCCGAACCCGUCAGUCCCGGGCCCUGCCUCCCUGGAGGUGACCAACUCCGGUGUUUCCUCAGCCCGAAUCUAGAGCACUUUAUCUCCCACUACUCAGCGAAGAUUUUGCAGUCCCAGUCCUCCCUUUCACCCCUCCUUCCUCGGUGUGCUCCCUCCACCUCCAGCCCUUGGACCUCUAGGCAGGCAGCCCCUCUGCUAGAGCUCAGAGUUACACUUUGUGUUCUCCUGAGGCUCCUCCCCACCCUAAGUUAUUGCUGUUCUCCGGCUGUGUGUGUACUCAUCCUCACCCUCAUCGACUCAGGCCUGGGGCCAGGUGUGGUGGUGGGUGGAAAGAGUCAUGUGUUUUUUUUUCUCUCUUUGAUUUUGUUUUUCUGUCUCCCUUCCAACCUAUCCCCUUCCCCCCAUCAAAAAAAGAAAAAGACAAACACAAAUAAAAUAUCUAAGCGGAACUAUACCUUUGG